Molecule: messenger RNA, 3468 nt
Organism: Histoplasma mississippiense
Lineage: Eukaryota; Fungi; Ascomycota; Eurotiomycetes; Onygenales; Ajellomycetaceae
Exons: 5
Coding region: 1-3468 (1155 amino acids)
Biological process (GO): protein import into peroxisome matrix
Cellular component (GO): peroxisomal membrane; peroxisome; cytosol
Molecular function (GO): ATP hydrolysis activity; ATP binding
Source: RefSeq, a predicted model, not a curated record
AUGGCUCCCGGUAACAGGAAGGCGUCCACUACGGCGGAGGUGGUCCUUGUUCCACUCAAGAAUUGUCUUGCUAACUUGCCGCCGUCGCUGGUGGCAUUGUUGGUGAACGCGAAUACGUGGCCUAAGGGUUCUUUGUUUCGCAGCCUGCCCAAAACGUCGUUGUCGAGCUUCAAUACCGCCCCGCAUCCAGCACAUCGACUGCGAGCCAGCCGCAAAAAUGCGCAUACGUGGGUUGGACAGGCCGGCUUGCUGUUGCAUCUUGACCCUUUAGUGGCGCAUACUGUUAAUAUUGAACCUUUAACACCAGCUGAUUGGGAGAUUAUUGAACUGCAUGCUACAUUCCUAGAGCUUAAUCUCUUGUCUCAAAUUCGGGCUCUUCCAAAUCCGGCGUACAGUGGUACAACAGUUGGGCAGAUAUCGCAUUCCCAUCCCCUCACUUUACACCUAUCACCCACCUCCACGGCCAACAUCACAAUCACAUCUCUGACACCGCCUGCACCUGCGAACUCUCCAUUUGCAAAAAUCGCACAAGAUGCUGAAGUUGUAGUUGCUCCAAAAAUUCGCCCAAAGUCCGGCGGGCAUUCACGCAGCGAGAAUAGAAGCAUCACUAGUACUGGUCGGAAAAGCGUAAGCGGUCGCAGUAGUGGGGGCACUGUCCGCCCAAAAAGCAACCAUUCUGAUUCAGCGUCGCACGGUGCAGUCUACCUUCGAAGCGUGGAUCGGCGCCACAUGCAGGAUUGGUUCGACGAGGAUUCGGAUACCCAGAAAAACGAAGGGUUUAGGAUAUGGAUUGAUCGAGGGAUCCUUGAGAAAAAUGAGCUCCGGGGAACAGUAUGGGCAUGCGUUUCAAUUGUUACCCCGGCCGGAUUACUUCCACCUGUUGAUCCACAACAGCAGCUGCAGAAAAAGGAGCAGGAGUCUUCCGAUGCCGGAAAGCCUUCGAAGAAAAUUGUUGCCAGAGUUCUACCUUGGCAUGAGAGUCCUGAUUGUCAACAUGUCGCUCUUUCAUCCCAUCUCUGCUCCGCACUUGGAUCCGAUGGAAUGGUUGGAGGAAUUGUCCGUGUUGAGGCCGCUCCGCCUCAAAUUCCACACUCUUCGGUAAAAUCCAUUAAAAUUUUUCCUUUCGCCUCCAGCUUUUCUAACAAGAAAGAUGGGUUAAAAUUCGGUGGUGAUUCCUCUGCUUACCGGGAUUCGUUGGGUGAACGUAUCAAGCUCUUGUAUGGCAGUCCGGGAUCUGAUUCAGAGAUAACAAAACCGCAGGACAGUGUCCCGUCCUUCGCUCCAUCGAUUGACCCGAUCCCGGAUGACGCGCCUGAUUUGGUGGGAAUAGACACAGUUAUCGAAAAUUGCCUCUCAAAUCUUACUCGAUCGUCCUCGAUUCUUCUCACCGGUGGAUUAGGUGCUGGCAAAACAUCCUUGUGUCAGUUGUUAGCUCACAAUUUACGCGAGGAUUACCUUUUUAACGUGUCUUUCUUCUCUUGCCGCAAGCUGGUGACGGACGAAACACGCAUCUCUACAAUUAAGGAAACGUUCCAUCGGCUCUUCCUGUCAGCGUCUUGGUGUGCGCGACAGGGUGGCCAGUCUCUUGUGAUUUUGGAUGACCUGGACCGUCUCUGCCCGGUAGAAACAGAACUUCAGGUUGGCGGCGAGAAUGGAAGGAGUCGCCAAAUUAGCGAGAUUGUUUGUUUAACUGUACGAGAAUUUUGUUCAGCCAACUCCUCUGUCGUGUUACUUGCAACGGCACAGGCGAAGGAGUCACUCAACAAUGUUAUUGUUGGAGGCCAUGUCGUUCGGGAAAUCAUUAGUUUGAAGGCGCCAAACAAGGAUGGAAGAAGAAUGGUUCUUGAAAAAUUAACAGCGGCAGAUGGACCAGUUACAAGAUUCCAGAAUGUGGUCAAUGGUCAUUUAAGAAACCAAAGUUCAUCCACUCAAGACUCCUGGCUCGAACCAUCAGAUCCCGGCAGCCGACCUGGUUCAUCGGGACAGUCUGAUGGUUUUAUCCUUAGCCGAGACCUGGAUUUCCUUGACUUAGCUGGGAAGACAGACGGAUACAUGCCUGGUGACCUCGUUCUGCUAACCGCUCGCGCCAGAAAUGAAGCUUUGAUCCGUUCAGUUCAAGAUACAUCAUCCACUUCCUGUGCGAUCACACUAGGCACGCAAGAUUUCUCCCACGCACUCAAGGGCUUCACACCUGCUUCUCUCCGUAACGUGACCCUGACAUCCUCCUCAACCGCUUUUGCGUCAAUUGGCGGUCUUCAUGAAACCAGAAAAACUCUCCUUGAAACCCUGCAAUAUCCCACCACAUAUGCCCCAAUAUUCGCUCAGUGUCCACUCCGUCUACGUUCCGGCCUUUUGCUAUAUGGGUUCCCAGGCUGCGGAAAAACCCUUCUUGCAAGUGCGGUGGCAGGGGAAUGCGGGCUCAAUUUCAUCAGUGUAAAGGGUCCCGAGAUCCUCAACAAAUAUAUUGGUGCAAGUGAAAAGAGUGUCCGCGACUUGUUUGAGAGAGCAGAGGCUGCUAGGCCCUGUAUCCUGUUCUUUGACGAAUUUGAUAGUAUCGCGCCAAAACGGGGACAUGACUCUACCGGAGUUACUGACAGAGUGGUCAAUCAGCUUCUUACUCAGAUGGACGGGGCGGAGGGUCUUUCAGGUGUAUACGUCCUAGCGGCCACAUCUCGACCGGACCUUAUCGAUCCCGCAUUACUCCGCCCCGGACGCCUGGAUAAGUCGCUUCUGUGUGACAUGCCCUCCCACUCGGACCGAGUGGAUAUCGUCCAGGCGUUGAGUAAGCAACUCAAGCUUAGCGAGGAAGUAAUCGCGCGUGUCGACGAAAUUGCAGAUCGGACUAAAGGAUACUCUGGCGCCGACCUGCAGGCGGUUGUUUACAACGCACACCUCGAAGCAAUCCACGACGCGCUAGGUGACCGAUCUUCUGACUCCAAUAAUCCCCAAAAUAGGCCGAAACGACCAGCAAUUACAAAUGGGGUCAUCCCAGUCGUCAAUGGCAAUACCAAGGCCAGCACAGAAAAGAUCGACAAGAAACCCUUCAUACAAUUUCUCUACUCAUCAGAUGAACAUGCUACAGCGGUAGCUUCUCGAACACGUUUAAUAGAAGGAUCCGCAUCGUCUCUACCACCUCCCGCUAUCGUUGCUGCGAAACUCGACGCAAUUAAACAAGCCCGUAAACGCCAGCGCCAAUGUCAACAAGAACUAGAGGCAUCAGAUCAGUUAGUUAAUGCUGCUUCUCUCGGUGCCAAUGGCGCGACUGCUGCGGAUAAAGAUGCCAGUGACGACAUCUAUAUUUGCUGGACCCACAUGGAGCGAUCCCUCGCAACCACUCGUUGUUCCAUUAGUGACGUAGAGCGCAACCGCCUCGAAGCUAUUUACAAAGAAUUUAUUGUUGGGAGGAACGGGGAGAUGCCUACCGGUGAGGGCGGGCGGGAGAUUGGAGGAAGGACGAGUUUGAUGUGA